Messenger RNA from Dovyalis caffra, 229 nucleotides. NCBI's taxonomy places the organism in Eukaryota, Viridiplantae, Streptophyta, Magnoliopsida, Malpighiales, Salicaceae. The record is from the annotation of a GenBank genome assembly.
AUUCAAGGGAAGACCGGAAGCAUCCUCAUGCGCAAGACAAUUUCUAGGAAAAGAAACUCCAGCCAAGUCUUUUAAUAAAAUCUCAAGACAACCCAAUAUUAGAGGUGGAUAUGGCAUGUCAUUCUCAAAAACCACAGGAGCUGAUGUCAAGCAAAAAGAUCCUUGUAAGAAUGAUCAUCUUCAGUAUUAUCCUCCACCCCGAUGCAGGGAUAGAGAGUGUGAAGUUGAU